AUGGCGGCAUCGCUCUCCAAGCACCUCCGCCUCCGCCUGCGCGGCGGCGGCGAGCACUGCCUCCUCCCCUCCCGCGCCUCCACUUCCCACACCUCAUCACCAGCACCUCCCCCUCCAUCGCGUCCUCCCGCCGCGGCCGAGCCGCCGCCGCCGCCAGGGGCAGGCAAGGAGGCCAGCGCGUGGUCCAAACUCUUCCUCUUCGCUCCCGGCGCCAUCACCUUCGGCCUCGGCACAUGGCAGCUCUUCCGGAGGCAGGAGAAGAUAGAGAUGCUGGAUUACAGGACACGGAGGCUGGAGAUGGAUCCCAUGGCGUGGAACGAGGUCGCCUCAUCCACCGCCCUUCGUGAUCCGGCAGCACUGGAGUUCCGAAAAAUUGUGUGCGAGGGUGACUUCGACGAGGAGAAGUCGGUAUUCGUCGGGCCUCGCUCUCGGAGCAUCUCGGGUGUGACAGAGAAUGGGUAUUAUGUGAUCACUCCAUUGAUUCCUAGGUCGACUGAGUCUGGCAGCUUGCAGUCACCUAUCCUUGUGAAUAGAGGAUGGGUUCCUCGUGGAUGGCGUGAUAAAAACGUUAAGGAUCUCCAGAUCCUGGAUGAAGCUUCAGAGUCCCCAGAAGCUGUUAAAAAGCCAGACGAAAAAGGUUCAUGGUGGAAGUUUUGGUCUAACAGGCCUAAAUCGUCUCCUGAGAUUGAAAAACCUAGGAUACCACCUGUAAGAGUUAUUGGAGUAAUCCGAGGAAGUGAGAAGCCAAGCGUAUUUGUCCCAGCUAAUGAGCCCAGUAGUGGCCAGUGGUUUUAUGUGGAUGUUCCCAUGAUUGCUCGUGCUUGUGGACUUCCUGAGAAUACUGUUUAUAUAGAAGAUAUAAAUGAAGAUGUUUCUCCGACAAACCCUUAUCCUGUUCCAAAAGAUGUCAACACCUUGAUUCGUCACUCAGUGAUGCCAGAAGACCAUCUUAAAUACACGUUUACAUGGUACACUCUUUCUGCUGCUGUGACUUACAUGGCUUCCAAGCGGAUAAAGGCAAAGAAGCCAAAGAUGUCCGCGAUCAUGUUAUGUACCUGCAGUGGGGGCCAGUCCAAGUUUGAAGAUCUUCCUCGAUCACCAGAAUCUCUUGCAACACGUGACUUUUCAGAGAAUUGCUCAUCUUCCAAGAUUGCAAGUCGAGAAACAACUCCUGAUGAUAGCCAAGUAAAUGAAGUAGAAUCAGACCUAAAAGAAACCCUUUCCCUAAAUUAUGAGGAGGCCCGAGCAUUGUUAGGUAGACUGGAACAUCAGAGAGGGAACUUUGAUGCAGCAUUGCAAGUUCUUCAGGGGAUUGAUAUAAGAAGCCUGAGACCGCGAAUGACCAGUGCUAUUGCUGAAAGUAUCAAGCCUAGAACGCCCCCACGCUCUUCAAGAAGGAAAUCUUCACAAGGGAAUGGAAUGCUCGUGCAUAUGUCAAUGCAUUCUGUAAGCUUGCUUCUAGAGGCCAUACUGCUUAAAGCAAAAUCUCUGGACACCCUUGGUAGAGUAGCAGAUGCUGCAGAAGAAUGCAGAACCAUCAUAGACAUUAUAGAGUCUGCAUGGCCAUAUGAUGUUCCGGAUGGUACUGCUGAAGACUGUAAGCUAAUAGACAUAUUCCAUUCGGCUCUAGAAUAUCUUCCUAAACUGUGGAUGAGGAGUGGUUGUUUUGACGAAGCCGUCAUCGCAUAUCGCAGAGCUCUUGCAAAGCCAUGGAAUCUAGAUUCUCAAAGGUCCGCCAAAUUGCAAAAAGAUUUGGCAGUGACUCUGCUGUAUUGUGGUGUUGAAGUGACGUUCCCUCAAGAAUUUGCUCAGGAAAGGAGUCUGGUAACCCCUGGGAACAACUUAGAGGAAGCAAUUUUGUUGUUACUCAUGCUAACAAGAAAGCUAUCUCUCCGAGAAAUACAAUGGGAUCCUGACCUUGUGAAUCAUUUGAUGUAUGCACUCUCAUUAUCUGGGCACUAUGAAGUUUUGGCCAGCCAUCUUGAAAUGCUGUUGCCUGGAACCUAUACCAGAUCAGAGAGAUGGUAUAUCCUUGCACUUUGCUACAGUGCAGCUGGCAUGGAUGAUAGUGCGUUAAACAUCAUAAGGAAUGGUUUUUCUGUGCUGGAGAGAAAGGGAAAGCCUCAUGUUCCAUCUCUUCUUUUAGGAGCAAAACUAUGUUGUAAGAACCCAAAGCAUGCUUCUGAAGGGAUAAAGUUUGCAAAUAAAGCCAUGAAGUCUUUCAGAAGUCAUGAUCUGCAUUUCAUCAGCACUGCAAAACACUUUCUUGGUGUUUGUUAUGGACCUUUUUCUAGGUCGUCCACCUCACACUUGGAGAAAUCGAGAUUGGAAGAUAAUGCACUGAGGCUGCUGCAGGAUGCUGCCACAACAGCGAAGUAUAAUCCUGAAAUAAUGUAUAGCCUAGCUUGGGAAAAUGCGAUGCAGCGCAAACUCAAUGCAGCUGUUGAAAGUGCAACAGAAUGUCUUGAGAUGGUGAUGGGAGGUUCUGUUAGUGGCUGGAAGUUACUAAUUCUUGUAUUAUCUGCACAGCAGAAUUUGCAAGAAGCUGAAGCAGUAGCGGAUUUUGCAAUGGAUGAAGCUGAGAAAAAUGAUCAGUUGGAUAUUUUGAGACUGAAAGCACAAAUUCAGGCUUCCCGUGGACAGUUCAAGUCUGCAGUGGAAUCUUUUCGGGUUUUGCUUGCCACUAUCCAAGUAAAGAAGGAAGUCUGGAAAUCGACCACUUGUAAUGAGGUUAAAUGCCUACAGAAGUUGGAGAUGGACUCAUGGUUAGAUUUGGCAUCAAUCUACUCAAAGCUUGAGGCAUGGCAUGACUCAAACAUCUGCCUUGACAAAGCUAUAUCCAUUGAUUUCUUUCAUCCCAAGUGUUGGCAUGUCAGAGGUCUUCUGUUGGAGGCUCAAUUCUUGCACAAGGAAGCCCUGAUGGCGUUCUCUUUCGCCCUCUCAAUUGACCCAGAUUAUGUCCCGGCCAUGGUUUGUAUGGCAGGAAUUCUCCGAAAUAUUGGAGGGAAUUCACUAUCAAUUGCAAGAACUUACUUGCGCAAUGCCCUCCGUUUAGAGCCUACACACCACCGAGCCUGGUUGAUUCUUGGGCUUGUCCUAAAAGCUGAAGGAUCACUGCAGGAGGCUGCGGACUGCUUCAAGGCAGCAUAUGAGCUCAGAGAAUUGUCACCAAUUCAGGACUUCUCUGAGCAACUCCCGAUCAUGCUGCAUUAG
Molecule: messenger RNA, 3213 nt
Organism: Miscanthus lutarioriparius
Lineage: Eukaryota; Viridiplantae; Streptophyta; Magnoliopsida; Poales; Poaceae
Source: the annotation of a GenBank genome assembly